Messenger RNA from Gossypium arboreum, 702 nucleotides. Its product is annotated as 60S ribosomal protein L14-2-like. Lineage: Eukaryota; Viridiplantae; Streptophyta; Magnoliopsida; Malvales; Malvaceae. The record is from RefSeq and is a predicted model, not a curated record. Bases 149 to 553 code for a protein of 134 amino acids. Gene Ontology annotation, biological process: translation; ribosomal large subunit biogenesis. Gene Ontology annotation, cellular component: ribosome; cytosolic large ribosomal subunit. Gene Ontology annotation, molecular function: RNA binding; structural constituent of ribosome. The transcript has 5 exons.
UGGAAAGAAAGGAUAGAUCCAACGGUUAUAAACAACCUGUAAAAGUACCAUAUAAUAAAACCCUAACUUCUCAAAACCCUCUUCACAUUUCUUCUUCGGCCGCUCAAUCUCUCCUUUUAGCUCAGAACGCUCUUCACGCUGUGUAGAAAUGCCGUUCAAAAGGUACGUUGAGAUCGGGAGAGUCGCUCUCGUUAACUACGGCAAAGACUACGGCAAGCUCGUCGUCAUCGUCGAUGUUGUUGACCAGAACAGAGCUCUAGUUGAUGCCCCAGAUAUGGUGAGGGGUCAAAUGAACUUUAAGAGGCUUCAAUUGACUGAUUUCAAAAUUGACAUUCCUCGUGUUCCAAAGAAGAAGACACUGAUUGAAGCAAUGGAAAAAGCUGAUGUUAAAAACAAGUGGGAGAAUAGCUCAUGGGGUAAAAAGCUGAUUGUUCAAAAGAAGAGAGCAUCUCUCAAUGACUUCGACAGAUUCAAGAUCAUGUUGGCCAAGAUCAAGAAAGCUGGAGUUGUGAGGCAAGAGCUUGCUAAGUUGAAAAAGGAAAAUGCAUCUUGAAGUGAUUCAGAAGAUUUUGAGUAUUUUGCUAAUUUUGUCUUCAAGUAUUCUGCAUUUUUUUUUUGUAUGUUUUUAUCUAAGAAAGGAUUAAAAAGAAUCAAUUGGGGGCACUUUCUUUAGUAGAUGCAACAUUUGAUUUCGGAGGUUAA